CCACUUUAUGCUAAAAUUAGGUUGAUAAUAAACUUUAUAUAAUCGAGACAAACCGAGCAAAUAAAUUGCAAAAAAAAUUACAUUUUAUUCCGACGCGAUGUCGCUCAAACCUCUGCGGUGCCUUUAAAUCAGUAGCCCCGCCUCCAACACUCUCUACGUCAUCUCAAAUCCCAAACAAAUAUGGCGCCGCCCUCUUCCAGCAUUCCUCUCCCCAUUCUAAUUAUUUUUGCGCUUUUUUCACUUCUGAUGGCGGUGUUCUGCUUCACCGGUUCGGGCAUCUUUUGGCCGCUGGUGUCGGUGACGGUCGUGGGCCUCACGAUUAUGCUUUGCUGCCUGUUGAGGCGGCGGGACGGUGACAGCGAGCAGCGGGUGUGCGUGCUGGUGCUUGGGGACAUCGGUCGUAGUCCCCGCAUGCAGUAUCACUCGCUGUCGCUCAGUAAACAUGGAUUUCAAGUCGCUCUUGUGGGAUAUUUAGACAGCCUACCUCACCGAGACGUGUUGAGGGACGACAGGAUUCAAAUCGUCCCCAUUGCAGAAGUCAAAGGCAUCAGAGGUGGCCCAAAGAUUUUGACCUAUGUGACCAAAGUGGCCAUUCAGUUUGCACAAGUUCUGGUGGUUCUACUGAUGCUGAAACCACAUGCUCACAUACUCAUGCAGAACCCUCCCGGUUUGCCGGGCAUGGCCUCGGCGUGGCUAACGUGCGUCCUCCGAGGCGGCCGCUUGCUGGUCGACUGGCACAACUACGGCUACACCAUCAUGGCGCUCAGCCACGGCCACGCACACCCCCUUGUGCGCCUCGCAAAGUGGUACGAGCACGUGUUUGGUCCUCUGGCGUCCCAGCACUUGUGUGUGACCAAAGCCAUGAAGGAAGACCUGCACAGGAACUGGGGCAUCAAGGCGACCACUCUCUACGACAGACCCGCAGACAUCUUCAAAGAAACGCCACUGGAGAAGCGGCACCAACUUUUUGUGAGGCUUUCGCGCGCAUAUCCCGCCUUUCGGCACAGCAGGCAUGAUGAUGAUGAUGUUAGGGAGAAGAAAGAGAAGACCGUCUUCUCUGUGCGAGACCUUGACAACAACACGAUAACUUUGAGGCCAGAUCGCCCCGUGUUGCUCAUCAGCAGUACCAGCUGGACAGAGGAUGAAGACUUCUCCGUCCUUCUGCAGGCUCUUCAAGAAUACGAAGAGUUCAUAUUAGCGGGGGAGACUCUGCCGCCGCUCAUCUGCGUCAUCACGGGAAAAGGUCCUCAGAAGGAGCGCUAUGUGAAGAUGAUUGACGGUCUACAUUUGGAGCAUGUGAAGAUCUGCACGCCCUGGCUGGAGGCGGAAGACUAUCCUGUCUUGUUAGGUUGUGCUGACCUUGGCGUAUGUCUGCACAAGUCUUCCAGCGGUCUGGACCUGCCCAUGAAGGUGGUGGACAUGUUUGGAUGCUGCCUGCCCGUGUGUGCCAUCCACUUCCAGUGCCUAGAGGAGCUGGUGAAGCACGAGUUGAAUGGUCUGAUCUUCAUCAACAGCCCGCAGUUGGCCCAGCAGCUCAAGAGUCUCCUGUCAGACUUCCCCAGCUCUGACAGCAAACUGGGCACUUUCAGGAGGAACCUCCGUGCCAGCAGGGGGCAGCGCUGGGACGACAACUGGGACCAAAACGUCCUUCCGCUCUUGUCCUCAUUGUCAUCUUCUUCUAGGUGACUGUACAGGGACUCGAACCCAACUGCGGCUAUGUUAAAUUGUAACUGAACAUUCCACUUUUGUAAAUAAUAAAAAACUUUAUUGACACGCAAA
Messenger RNA from Syngnathus acus (greater pipefish), 1779 nucleotides. RefSeq names its product ALG1 chitobiosyldiphosphodolichol beta-mannosyltransferase (gene alg1). The coding region runs from base 181 to 1686 and encodes 501 amino acids. Gene Ontology annotation, molecular function: mannosyltransferase activity. The record is from RefSeq and is a predicted model, not a curated record. The transcript is spliced from 13 exons. Gene Ontology annotation, cellular component: endoplasmic reticulum. NCBI's taxonomy places the organism in Eukaryota, Metazoa, Chordata, Actinopteri, Syngnathiformes, Syngnathidae.